Molecule: messenger RNA, 1949 nt
Organism: Asterias rubens (European starfish)
Lineage: Eukaryota; Metazoa; Echinodermata; Asteroidea; Forcipulatida; Asteriidae
Product: 5-methylcytosine rRNA methyltransferase NSUN4-like
Exons: 5
Coding region: 78-1523 (481 amino acids)
Biological process (GO): rRNA methylation
Cellular component (GO): mitochondrial large ribosomal subunit
Molecular function (GO): methyltransferase activity
Source: RefSeq, a predicted model, not a curated record
AGACACAGUGUGAACACGUGUUUUAUCAUCUCUCCUUGAGCUCGGCUUUCUUGAUCUUUUGAGGUCACUGGGUCAGAAUGUCGUUGUUGCGGUAUGGGGCAAGUUUUCUUCAAGGAAAAGGAAAAGCUUGUCAUGUGAUUCAUGUUCCAAGAAGGUGGAAAAAAACUAAGAAGAAAUGGCAUGUUCCACAUACACAAAGGAAGAUGGAGCCGUCCUUUAACGCUCUGAAACAUUUUGACGAUAACUACUGCCAUCAAUUUGGUGACGCUUGGCCCUCCAUAAGACUUGGUUUACUUUCAUCUCAGAAAUACGGUGCUCUUAUCAACAACUAUUGUCUUUUGGAAGAAACAGAAGAACUGAUGAAGAAACUUGGAGCGAAGGACUUUAUUCAACCUGUCGCAGAAGAAUUAGAGAAGAUGCACAUUCAAGACACAAUGGAGGAAGAUUCCUUGAUAUCAGACUCUGAACAUACGGACUUAGAUUCCAAUCAAGUCUUGGAAGACAGUUCUAGUUUAUUUCAAGAGCACACUGAUAUAAAUAGAAUUGAAUCUGAGAAUUUGACACGGCAAGAAACUAUGCUAGCUGAUAAACAGUCGUCUCUGGAGGAACAAUACAUCGUUGCUCCCGGAUACGAAGCAAAGAUGGAGUUCUUAUUAAGCUCUGAUGCCAUCAGAAAUACAGAACUAAACACUUCUGUAGUUCCGGAAACAGAAAUCAAACGCAUACAGAAACCAUUAUCGAUCAGUAAACAUCUAAGAUGUUUUAUCCCUGAGGAUAUAAACACAAACCGAUUCCCAGCAUCUAAGAUGGAUUCACACGGUGUCUUCCUUCAGUAUUAUGCAAUGGAUGCAGCAUCUGUUUUACCUGUGAUUGCAUUGGGAAUAUCGCCUGGAGAUGUUGUAUUAGAUAUGUGCGCAGCUCCUGGGGGUAAAACAUUGGCAAUUACUCAGACAAUGUUUAUAGGAGGAUUAGUCGCUAAUGAAUGCGAAUCUUCAAGAAGGCGUCGUCUUAAGUCAGUCCUGAGGUCUUAUAUUGGAUUCGAUGAGAGUAAUCUAGAUGUAAGAAUAACUGCUGAGGAUGGAUGUGAAUGGGGAACCAUGGAACCAGACACCUAUGAUAAGGUUUUGGUUGAUGUUCCUUGUACAACAGAUAGGUUAUCAGCCAGUAAUAAUACUAAUAGUAUCUUUGCUGUAAAUAGAACAAAUGAACGAUGGCAACUUCCUAAACUUCAAUCGGAUCUCCUCUGCGCUGGUUUACAAGCGGUGAAGCCGGGUGGUGAUGUCAUCUAUUCAACUUGCUCAUUAUCAAAUCAACAGAACGAUGCCGUUGUAGAGAGCGCCCUCUAUCAUUGUCAAACAGAGAUCAACAUAGAGGUUGCUGUAGUUGACCUCUCACCUUUGACCCAGUGUCUAGGUCACAUAUUUCACUUCAGUGACAACAUAAGACACGGUCAGUUGGUUUUACCAAAUUUAAAGAAUAACUUUGGGCCAAUGUAUUUUUGUAAACUACACCGUGUUGCUUAAGGGCCAACAGUCAUUUUGGUACAACAGUCAUGAUUUAUCUAUUUUUUAAUUAAUAUCAAAUACUGGACUUAAUUUUUGGAAAAAAUACACCAUAAAAUAACAAGGCUAUAGUUUUGCUUGAAAGUGUAACAAUGCAUCAAAUUUUGGCCUUAAAUGCACAAGGCUAUAAUCUACAUUGCAUUUUACUUUUAGGGCAAAAUUUGAUAUACCCGGGCUAAAGUACAUACGCCUUGUACACGCCUUGUGUACUUUUCAAUCAAUUCAAGAGAAAAGGUGUACAUGAGGCUAUUGGUGUAUAGCGCAAGUUUUGCCUGAAAAUUUGUUAUGCAUUAUUUAAGGCUAUAGCUCAUAGCCUUGUGUACUUUUACUUAUUUUGACUGAAAAUGUGUACAAGGAUAGCCUUGUGUACUUAUGAAUUUUUACCUG